AUGACACACAAAAUUUCAAAGUACAAAACACUCUCAAUUCUCCCAUCUUUUCUUUCUCAAAAAUUCCACCAUACCGCAUCCAUCUCUUCCUCACUUAUCGCACCGCCAAUUUCUGGGGUAACUCAUCUAUCCAACUACUCCCAAAUGGACGACUAUCGCAACGCAAGCAAAGGUAUGGCACCCACCAAUCACAUCCCGCAAAAGACACUAACCGUAGCCAACAAACGUGACAAACGCCGACAGCACGUGGCCGCCAAACUCAGCAAACUCGAACAAACCUUCGCCGACGACAGAAACAACUUCUACCGAGCCAUUCUUGUCCACCUCCAGGCGACGUUGGCCUCCAUCCAGCUGGGAGUCAAUGACGAAUAUUGUAGAAAACGUUCCGAGCAGGAGGAGCUCCGCGAUUACGAAUUGACUCGUCUCAGGCUCUGGGAAGAGUACCAGGUGAAAAGAGUCGAGGAUGAAUACAAAGAGGAUAUGGCUGCCACCAAGGAGAACUACGACAUGUUGAUUCGUCUUCUCAAGGAGAAGUUCUACGAUAAAUUGCAGCGGCAGGUGAAACAAUUGAAGGAAGACAAGCUCCUACUCAAUUUGGUCAACGCCAGUCUGUGGAACGGUGGGAAUAACGGCGCCUAUACGAGUGCGUCUGCGCUAGCUGCUGCUGCUGCAUCUGCACCCUCUCUAAGUCUCAGCGAUCGGAGGUCGCUUCGGAAGCGAGAGUUGCAUUCACGGUUUCUUCCUGGAGAGGCAGAUGACCUUCUGGAUACAACCUCGACGUCAGCAGCAGGCCGUGCCAGCACCGGGGGAUAUAUUCUGGCUCUGGGAAAGCGCCGAAGACACUAUGCCACGCGAUACCUGUCCAAUGAUGAGCUUUCACUGGGGGUAACUAGUGCUGGUGGUACGAGCCAUAAUGGCAGUGACAGACACCACGCGGGCAUGGGAAGCGGGAACGAUAGCAAUCUUAGCGACAAAGACUAUGAUACGUUGAAUCAUUUGAUUGCAAAUCAGGAAGACGGCGGGGUGCUGGAGAUCUUUGCCAACAGAAAGAGCAGUAGUGUGCGGGCCACCACUCGCCAGAAACAGUUUGUGGGGGUACAGGGUCUCAAGGCCGAGGAGCUCAAUGACGAUUUGACGUUGCUUCGGAAUGCGGUGUCCAAGAAGGGGUAG
This is a messenger RNA of Australozyma saopauloensis, 1170 nucleotides long. RefSeq lists its product as uncharacterized. The coding region runs from base 1 to 1170 and encodes 389 amino acids. NCBI's taxonomy places the organism in Eukaryota, Fungi, Ascomycota, Pichiomycetes, Serinales, Metschnikowiaceae. Gene Ontology annotation, biological process: negative regulation of transcription by RNA polymerase II. Gene Ontology annotation, molecular function: histone deacetylase binding. The transcript has a single exon. Gene Ontology annotation, cellular component: Sin3-type complex. The record is from RefSeq and is a predicted model, not a curated record.